AUUUUCUCUUUCUUUGCAGGGACAAAAUCUGGUGUCGUAUUUCUCUCCUGCUGUCAGUGGGACCUAUUCCUAAAUAAAUGUAUGAAGGAUUGGAGCUUGUGUUUUAAUGCAUCAGUAUGACAGAGCUUCAUGAAGCUGCAGCUUUGGGCAAUUGUGACUUCGUGGAUGAGAUCCUCAAAAAGGGGCUUUGUGACCCAAAUUGCAAAGAUAUUUACUGGAGUGACAGAACACCCCUCCACUGGGCUGCAGCAAAAGGGCACUCAAAAAUAAUAAGGCUACUUGUAGAGCAUGGUGCUCACCUGUGCUUGAGAACCGAAGCAGGAUGGACUGCAGCUCAUUUUGCUGCUGAAUCAGGGAAACUAGGAGUGUUAAGAAUCCUUCAUUCUUUGCAUGCUCCUGUUGAUGCUGCAGAUCUCUAUGGGGACACACCAAAGAGGAUUGCGGAGAUCUAUGGGCACAAAGAUUGUGCCAAGUUCUUAGAGAUGGCAGAAGUAGCAUGCAGAGAGUAUUGCCAGAUAGCAAAAUUAAAGGGAACUCAGCUGGAUGUGGAGGAUGAAGACUGGGAUCUCAAAAAGGAAGAACUUUUGGGGAAAAAUAAAAACGACACUACAAUAGAAACCUACAAAAAAUUAUGUGGGAAAAGAUGGUGAUAAUAUUCCUUGAGUAAGUAAUGAGCACAACUCUAUAGUUGGAUCCCAGCUGUUGUAACCCAGGGGUAAAGCAUCCCACUGGCUAUCCACACAAUACAUGCUGCCACUGCUGCUCUAUUUCUCCAUAACAUCUGAAUUAUGAGUCUGAGAAUACAGUAGUGGAUUGGAUGAGGGCCAAUAAACUAUAGCCAAUAAGGUAUAUUUGAAUCUUGGGAAGAUGGAGAGUGUGCUACAGUGGUGUAGUGGCAAAUUUAGAAGUGUAAGGCCCCUUCAUGAUAGUCACAGCCACACCCUCUGCCACCCAUCACAGCUGCAUCUGUUUCUAAGAAUAUGCAACCUUCUAAGAUUGUUUUAUUUCUUGAAUUUAUAUUCUGCCCUUCCUUCUGAAAAGCCCAGGGUGGCAAUACAAUAAACUUGUAUUUUAUUCAAGAAAAAUAA
Messenger RNA from Rhineura floridana, 1088 nucleotides. It is a transcript of the gene ANKRD66, whose product is annotated as ankyrin repeat domain 66. The transcript has 4 exons. Gene Ontology annotation, molecular function: protein binding. Lineage: Eukaryota; Metazoa; Chordata; Lepidosauria; Squamata; Rhineuridae. The coding region runs from base 117 to 650 and encodes 177 amino acids. The record is from RefSeq and is a predicted model, not a curated record.